UCGCGCUCCCCUCACGCGGCGCGCGCUCGCGCUCUCCCCUCACGCCUCCCGCUCCCCUCACGGCCCUGCCCCGCUCCCGGCAGUGGAACCGCGGCGGCGGCGGCGGCCAGACACCCCUUUCCCCCCCACCUCCUUCCCUUCCUUCCGCCCGCGCCGCCGCCUCGGUCACCGCCCCGGCGCCGGAACCACUGCUUGCGUCAUCACCCUCAGCCUUCGGCCCGCUGCGCCUCGCGAGUUUCCUGUGAGCAUCUUAGGUGGCGUGGCCUUGUGAGUAAAGAAAAUAAAGACAAUCCAGACAGGUGGAGAAUUGAAGAGGAGCAGUGCUAGCCCAGGAGAAGUGCACAGAGGUACAGCAGAAGCUCUGCCAGUUCCAGGAAUCUGCAAAGAACUGCACGAGAUGCAGAGCACAAGAGCCCGAUUGCCCACCGCUUCAAUGACCUGAAGGAAGAGACAUUUAAGGCAGUUGCCAUGAUCACAUUUGCCCAGUACCUGCAGAGAUGCUCCUACGAUGGACUGUCCAAGCUGGUGAAGGAUGUGGUUGACCUGGCACAUAAGUGUGUGGCCAACGAGGAUGCUCCCGAGUGCUCAAAACCACUGCCCUCUGUUUUCCUGGAUGAAAUCUGCCAAGUGGACAAACUCCGUGACUCAUACGGUGACAUGGCUGACUGCUGUGGUAAAGCUGAUCCCGAAAGAAACCAGUGCUUCCUGUCCUUCAAAGUGCAGCACCCAGACUUUGUCCAGCCCUACCAGAGACCUGCUGCUGAUGUCAUCUGCAACGAGUACAAGGACCACCGCGUGCAGCUCCUGGGAAAUUUUGUCUACAGUGUUGCAAGAAGAAACCCCUUCCUGCACGCCCCAGCGAUCCUGGGCCUGGCUGCUGAGUAUGAAAACGCACUUAAAAGCUGCUGCUCGGAGAGUGAUGUUGGUGCUUGCUUGGAGGAAAAGGCAGCUGUCAUCAAGGAAAGAGCCAAGAAGAUAGAUGUGAAGCAGCAGCACGGAUGCAGGAUCCUCGAAAAGUAUGGUGAGAGGACUUUCCAAGCAAGUAAACUCGUUCGUCUGAGCCAGAAGUACCCCAAGGCUCCCUUUGCAGAGCUGGUUAAGAUGGUCCACGAUGUGAAGGAUGUCUACAAAGAGUGCUGUGACGGGGACAUGGUGGAGUGUGUGGAUGACUGGUCCGAGCUCGUGGCCUCUCUGUGCUCUAAACAAGAUGUUUUCUCAAGUAAACUCAAGCCCUGCUGCGAGCUGCCAGCUGUGGAAAGGACCAAGUGCAUCAUGGAGGUGGAGUUUGAUGACAAACCCGACAACCUUCCUUCACUAGUUGAAAAAUACAUUCAAGAUAAGGAAGUGUGUAAAAGCUAUGAGGCAAACCAUGAUGCAUUCCUGUCAGAGUUUGUUUAUGAAUACUCACGAAGACACCCUGAGCUCUCCACACAGCUGGUUAUGAGGAUUACCAAGGGAUAUGAAACACUCCUGGAUAAGUGCUGCAAGACAGACAACCCUGCUGAGUGCUACGGGAACGCUCAAGAGGAACUGAACAAGCACGUCAAGGAAACCGAGGAUGUGGUGAAGACCAACUGUGAGCUGUUCAAUACCCAUGGCGAGGCAGACUUCCUUAAAGGAAUUCUGGUCCGCUACACCAAGAAAAUGCCUCAGGUAUCAAGUGAGACCUUGCUUGAAAUCGGGAAGAAAAUGACAGGGGUUGGCAAGAAGUGCUGCAAUCUCCCUGAGCAGAAACGCCUGUCUUGUUCUGAGCACUACCUGAGCAUCAUCAUUGAAGACAUGUGCAAGAGGCAGGAGAGCACCCCCAUCAAUGAGCAGGUUUCCCAGUGCUGCAACGAGCUCUACUCAUACAGGAGGCCAUGUUUCACUGCCAUGGGUGUAGACACCAAAUACGUGCCACCACCCUUUGACCCCAUGAUGUUCAACUUCGAUGAGAAGCUGUGCACUGCUGCUCCGGCUGAGCGCGAAGCAGGGCAGCUCAAAAUGCUCGUCAACCUCAUCAAGCGCAAGCCCCAGAUGACAGAAGAACAAAUGAAGACAAUUGGUGGGAGUUUCACUGCCAUGGUGGAAAAGUGCUGCAAGCAGGCAGAUGUUGAAGGGUGCCUUGGAGAAGAGGGUGCUUCCCUAAUAGUCCAGAGCAGAGCCAUAUUAGGAAUUGGUGCUUAAUCUAAGGUUGCCAGUGAGAAAAGCAUGAAGAAAAACCUGUGAAACUUCUGCCACCCCUUACCCUUUUUCAUUUGGUACUGAAUGAAUAUUUCAUGAAUCUUCUUUUGUCACACUAUAUGCUGUUCAAUUCUUUCUCUAAAACAAAAAUAAAAAAUAAAGGCUUUACAAAACCA
Molecule: messenger RNA, 2339 nt
Organism: Melospiza georgiana
Lineage: Eukaryota; Metazoa; Chordata; Aves; Passeriformes; Passerellidae
Product: albumin-like
Exons: 17
Coding region: 469-2166 (565 amino acids)
Biological process (GO): transport
Cellular component (GO): blood microparticle; cytoplasm
Source: RefSeq, a predicted model, not a curated record